GUCACCUGACGUCACCACCGGACAAGUAACCAUGGUGAUACUGCAACAACAUUAGGAUAGUGAAAUGAAAUUAAGUUAGUUCUGAAAUAUCGUAAUUUCGGACACGCUCAGAACAACACAAAGCUGCUGAGGUCAACAUAACCAGGAAAGGACGCUAUUUAGAACAAAAGGGCUUAGUUAUGUACAAGCAAGGAUGGGAUGAGAUUCAUCGGUACUCGGGCCCGAACGCACUGGAAAUAACCCUGUGGAAUCCUGGAUAAUAGCGGACAAGGCUGGGCGGAUUUGUGCAUCUUACUGUGCAUGUGCCUGGGCCAGACAUGCACACACAUUGCUGCAUUGCUGGUUGUCAUUGAGGCCACCAUCAUGUUGAGGGACUCCAAGUCACAUUGGCGAACACCUGCCGAAAUAUCAAAGAAAGGUGGAUAUGGACAUCAUCAGAAAGACACAUCACUCAGCCUGUGUGCAGUGGAUGGCAGUGGUGAUACUCAGCCCCGGAAACUCAACGGCUCUUCUGUUGAGGCGCCAAGCUACCAGAACUUACACCGGGAGCUGCUUCUCAGUCACAAGCGCGGCCUUGUGCUGGAGGAGAAGCCCGAGCUGAAGCGAGUGCUGGAGCAACGACGACUGGAGCUGCACAGGGAGCAGGAGAUGGCUCAGCAGCGGCCCUCGGACCUGGAGACGGAGCUCCGCAAGAGACAGCAGAAGCUAGAAGAGUACGAGCAGGAGGAGAUCAGGCAGAAGGAAAACCAGAACGAGGUACCAGAGUUUGUUCGUGUGAAGGACAACCUGAGACGCACGCAGAUGUUCUUGCAGUGAGGUCCCCGCAAUUACUGCAUAUUAUUCACUGGUUUUCAAAUUGUGUCUUGUGUCCAACUUUGAACAAUAAGUCACUCAUGCCAGGAAACACACCAAGUUCAAUACAGCAGGUUCAGGUAUUCUUCACAGUUGUCUUUGUGUGUGCUGCUGAGUGAGUGGUUUUGAUGUGUUUUUUUUACUGUUACGUUAUUUAACCUUAACUGAAAUCAACUGCUAAGCAGUAGGCUACAACUGUCAUGAGACAUUUUCAGGAUGUUUUGGGACAAUAUGUCGAAACAAAAGAAACAUCAGUGUAACAAACUGAGAGGUUUACUGUACGUCACAACAUUUGCUGUUCCCUGAGUGCAGUGAAAAUAAAGUGUAUUGCUCACAGAG
Syngnathus acus (greater pipefish) is the source of this 1191-nucleotide messenger RNA. RefSeq lists its product as uncharacterized. The transcript is spliced from 7 exons. NCBI's taxonomy places the organism in Eukaryota, Metazoa, Chordata, Actinopteri, Syngnathiformes, Syngnathidae. The record is from RefSeq and is a predicted model, not a curated record. Bases 301 to 816 code for a protein of 171 amino acids.